UGCCAUGAGGAAUGACACGCUGUACAAGUUCGUUAAUCCGGGUUCAACACUUUCGCUGAUUCGCUCGUACCAAGAAGCGAGAAACGUCUUCGCUAUUUCUCUGUCUUUAAAUUUACUCCUCAUUGUGUUGGGAAUAAUUGUGAAUGCGAUCAUAUGCUAUGUUAUGCUGCGUGGGAAACGCUAUAAGCGAAACAGUUCCAAUCUAUUUAUUACUCAUUUGUCGGUGGUUGAACUGGUUCAUCGCUUGCUUAUCUUUCCCAUUCUAAUUUACUUCGCCAUUCCAGCAUCGGGAAUUCAAAGUUUCCAGUGUAAAGUUGUAUCAUUCUUUUCUCACGUCUCUGCAUCGGCCAUAUUUGUUAGCCUGGUUGCCAUUGCUGCUGAUAGAUAUCAAAACAUUGUCCAUCCAUUGGCAAACUUGAAAUCAAACAGAAAGCCCAGUUUGCUCCUAAUUGUGGUUUGGGUGUAUGCUACCGUCGUGUCAAUCCCAACUAUUUUCAGCGUAAAAGCCGUUCCAGUUUCAGAGAUUCCGGAGGCUAAAGGUAUGACCUGCGACGCCGAUUGUGCUGGCAAGAAGCUGUGUGAUAUCCCUCAAAACUCAUUGGGUCGAUUUUCAACCACUUUAUAUUUUCUUCUUGCAUUUGUUAUUAAACUUGUCGUCAUAUUUAUAUUUUACACCAAAAUAGCCAUCUUCCUGCAUAAUAGAGGCAAGAAUGGGAUGAUGCACAAAGUAGCGGUAAGAUCUACGUCCAAAGCAAUACGAAUGCUAAUAAUAACUGUAUUAGGAUACACGAUUUCUCUCGGUCCUCGUGUUGUUGUGGCAGUAUUGAGAUCUUACGGCAUUUUUAACGGAACUUCAUUUGCGGCCAUGUUUUUAUUUCAUGCUUUGGUGGAUUUUGCGAGUUAUUCAAGCUCAAUGGGAAAUCCCCUGAUUUAUUCGUACUACAAUGGAGAUUUUCGAAAGGAAAUCGUUCGGGUUUGUCGCAGAAAAAAAGAUAAAAAAAUUGCCUCAUAUGCAGUGACAUUUGUAAACUGUAACACAAACAACUAACUGAGUGAUUUCGAAUUUUUAGGUGGGAAAGAACUCACCAAGUUGUGUAAAUUGUAGACAGCAAUAGUAAAAUCAGAGUGGCUUACGCGCAAAAUUGGCUAUAAUGAAAUGUAUAUCGUGUACGUGCUUCUGUCAGGUUAACGUUAUGGUAAUUUUUAGUACUUAGCUGUACAAAGUUAAGAGAGAUUUAUUCCCUAUUUCUUUUCUUGAUUUAUCUCUCUUGUCUGGUUCAAUACGUUCGACAGCGAACGGCUCGCAGUGGGAGCUAAACAUCACACUGUUGAGUUGGUUCAGCUUCAGGGACAAGACAAGUGGUAAUUACAAGUAGCGCACAUGCAGUUGGAAAGCGCGUAUCAUUUACUAUGAACCAAGUUAGAUUUAAAAUCCUCUUGUCAGCCCUUGAGACUGUUUGAAGAAACUUUUAGAUACGCUGAAAACGUGUUGAGAAUUAUAAAUAUUCUGAGAGAUAACUGCUACCGAGGGCAGUGUUCAUGAUAAUCGUGUAAAGCAGAGUCAAUUUUGCAUUAUAUGGGAUGACGGUAAUAUGAUCCGUCAAAUGCUGAAGGGCAAGCUGUGUUAAUGUGUGACAUGUUCGACAUUAAACUGUGACUCUGUAAUAUAAGCAUGUUGUUAAGUUUCGAAAUGGUGACAUGGGAAAUCAUUUUAACCCCCAUUAGC
Messenger RNA from Pocillopora verrucosa, 1726 nucleotides. RefSeq names its product galanin receptor type 1-like. Gene Ontology annotation, cellular component: plasma membrane. Gene Ontology annotation, biological process: G protein-coupled receptor signaling pathway. The record is from RefSeq and is a predicted model, not a curated record. NCBI's taxonomy places the organism in Eukaryota, Metazoa, Cnidaria, Anthozoa, Scleractinia, Pocilloporidae. Gene Ontology annotation, molecular function: G protein-coupled receptor activity.